GGUUAUUAUUACUGCAGAGUCUUGGAUAGAGAGAGCAUAGAGGAAAGAUCUCGCAAAGUCUUCACCUUUCAACCUUGCUCUGUUGAUUUCUUUGUUAGCCUUUGGACAAGAGGGCGAAGUGUGUGCGUUUUGGUGUAGUUGAAGAUCUGUUGAGAACUCUCGGAAGAUACUAACAGCAAAAUGGGUCUCUAGUUCCUUCUUGUAAAAACCCAAAGCCUGCUUUAGAGUCUUCAACGUUUGAACAAAAAUGCAUCUGUGGCCGUCAUUGAAACUUAGAAACUCUUUCAAGAGCACUAGUAAGAAGAGAUAUCAAAGGACUAACAGCAAUGGGCAAAACAGUCAAAACAAUCAACAGAGACUCCUAGAAUCUGGCCCUGAGAGUCCAUCUGGUAGCUGGUUUGGUGUUGUCUGCAGAGACCUUGCCAUGGUUCUCUCUUGCUGCUUCUGUUGUUUCUGCUGCGGUGGUAAACCUUCUUGAAUCUUUUUUUUCUCUUUUUAGCAAUUUGCUCUUUUGUAUAUGUCUCCGGAUGAAACUUGAUCAGCUCCUAUAUCUGAACCAAACUAGUGACUUGAUUUUCUCAGACACAAGUAUUGAAUGUUGAUAACCAUUCUAGUUUUUUUGUAUGACCCUUGAGCGUUAACAAAGGAUUAGCUAAACUGUAGGUUUCUUCUUCUCUUUUGAAUCAUUUGUUUCAAACUAUUUCAGCUUGCAUUGAUGAGGAAGAGAAUUGAUGCUAAGCUGCUCCCACUGGAGGAAAAGAUAAUCAUAGCUCUUUAAAGAAAAACACAAGUCUCUCUCAAAAUGUAACAUAUUGUUUCUGUUGACUUUCUGAAUUGUAUAUUUAGCUUUCUACAACAACUAUUAUUAUACAAUAUUAAAGUUGUAUUAGUGGUUACAGUACUGAUUACUGAAUGCCUUAAUGAUCUGCCACCACACACACACAAGCAGCUUGUAAUCAAAUCUCAAAAGCACAUUUGUUAGCUUGUUGGUGAUUCCUUAUCCAUAGCUUCUUCCCAC
Molecule: messenger RNA, 1018 nt
Organism: Eruca vesicaria subsp. sativa (arugula)
Lineage: Eukaryota; Viridiplantae; Streptophyta; Magnoliopsida; Brassicales; Brassicaceae
Source: the annotation of a GenBank genome assembly